AUGGCGACCGCCGCGCUGGAGGAUCGCGUGCAUCAGCACUCGGACUUUUUCGACCGUCUCGUGGAGCUGAUCCCGGCCAAGUACUACGUCCCCGACGAGCAGAACCCGGAGUGGAGCAAGUUCAACAAGACCAAGUCCGCGAAGGCGGCGGCGAAGCAGGAGGCGAAGGAGAACUCGAAGAAGGCGCUUCGCGCGAAACUCGCGCCGGGGAACGCGCAGAGCACGCUCGAGAAGAUCGCGGCGAAGGAGCGCGGCGGGGAUGGGAAAAAGUCGGCGGGCGAUUCCGACGACGACGACGACGACGACGACGACGACGACGGCGCGGACGAGGACGAGGACGAGGACGACGAGGACGAGGAGUCCGGGUCCGGGUCCGAUGCGUCCGAGUCCGAGUCCGAGCCCGAGGGGAAAGGGAAAGGAAACGGGAAAGGCAAAGGGAAGCGCGGCGGCGACGGCGCCCGCGACGGCGCCGCGGAUGACGCCGACCGCGACGCCCCCGCGACGCCCGCCGGCGCGCCGCCCACGGCCUCGGGGUGGUCCUUGGGCGAGACCGGCGGCGACCGGCUCGAGGAACUCAGAGAACGCUUGAAAGCGAAGAUCGAAGCGAGCCGGGUCGCGAGGAAGGCGGAGGAGUCCCAGGAGAAGAUCGCGCAGGCGCGCGAGUGGAGAGAGACGAAGAAGAAGAACAAGCAGGAGAAGAAGCGGAAGGAACGCGCGACGAACGCGGUCGCGAGCGCGCUGGACGGGAAAGUCAACGCCGCCAAGAAGUCGAAAGCCGCGGCGGGUAAGGACGACGCCGGUCGCGCGGGGUCCGACGGCGAGGACGGCGAGGACUUCCAGUUCGGUCGCGUGGAGGUGGACGACGCGAUCGGCGGCGGCGGCGGCGUCAACAAAAGGAAACGCGCGAGCAAAGAGACGCUGCUCAAGAGAGCGCUAGACCAACGCGCGGAGAUCAAGGCCGCGGGCGGGGAGGAGACCGGCGCGGGGAAGAAGGUGGCGGAGAGGUACGCGUGGGACGCCGCGCUCGCGCGCGCGGGCGGCGAGAAGGUGCUCGACGACCCGAAGCUCCUUCACAAGAGCGUGAAGAACGAACAGCGGAUGAAGAAGAAGUCGCGACAGAAGUGGGAGGAGCGGCACGAGAGGACGACCGAGGCGAUGGCGGCGAGGCAGAAGAAACGGAAGGACAGCCUCAAGUCGCGCGCGAACGCCAAGGUGGAGAAGCGCAUGGACAAGAGGGAGAAGAAGAGGAACCGCCCCGGGUUCGAAGGUCGGUCGCAGGCGCCGAUCAACAAAUAG
Micromonas pusilla CCMP1545 is the source of this 1296-nucleotide messenger RNA. RefSeq lists its product as uncharacterized. NCBI's taxonomy places the organism in Eukaryota, Viridiplantae, Chlorophyta, Mamiellophyceae, Mamiellales, Mamiellaceae. Gene Ontology annotation, cellular component: nucleolus. The record is from RefSeq and is a predicted model, not a curated record. Gene Ontology annotation, molecular function: RNA binding; DNA binding. Gene Ontology annotation, biological process: ribosomal large subunit biogenesis; ribosomal small subunit biogenesis. Bases 1 to 1296 code for a protein of 431 amino acids. The transcript has a single exon.